CAUCAAUUCUUAUAAGGCUAGAAUACCAAGUAGAGCUUUCAGAUUAUGAUUGGAUUAUUGCUAAAAGGCAUAAACUGAUUCUUUUAGUUUAUGCAAUAUUAGAUGUACAAGAAAGUAGAUAUAGACACACUAAUGUGGUAACAUACUUAGACCUAAUAUUUAUAAGAGUUUGUAGUAGUAAACAUGAUAGUAGUAUCACUUACUCUCAUGCCUGUAGUUUGCUGCUAACUAAUAGUGGUCCUGAUAAAAACCCUCGUUAUAAAAAAACAGUUCAGAUGAUGAUUGAGCAUUUUGAUACAUAUGAUUUUGAUACCAUUAUUGUGGCAUACUUUGCACCAUACCAGAAUGCACAGUUGAGAACAAAUAACAAAGAGUUAGAAAAAUGUAACUUUAAGGUAGCUGGAGAUGUUUUAGCAUCAAUAUAG
This is a messenger RNA of Cetraspora pellucida, 425 nucleotides long. The record is from the annotation of a GenBank genome assembly. Lineage: Eukaryota; Fungi; Glomeromycota; Glomeromycetes; Diversisporales; Gigasporaceae.